AUGGCCAUUACGGUAAUGAUAAUAUUAUCAUUAAAAAACAACGAUUUUCCCACGUUUGUUGAAGCUAUUAAAAACAGAAUUACCACCGAAAUUUUAAGCAAAAGCAAGGCGUUUCCUAAAUUAACCAGCACGUUUCACCGGGUUCUCGGUUAUGGAUAUUUCCUAAAAACCACCCUGAAAGCCGAGGAACUGGUAUCGACCAUUAAAAUUGAGAAAAACAAUGAAUAUUACGCUAAAACUCACGAUGAAAUAUUCGCCGAAUUUAGCACUAGAGAUCUCCCUCGAAAGAACACAGUAACCUGGGAAAUGAUAAUCAUAGACGCUCCAGCAUCGUGGAAACUCAAGGAAAACUUUACAGAAAACCAAGUCGUUAUGAUAGUUCGCAUGCACCACGGCGUAGGAGACGGCAUAGCCGUUACGAAUCUAUUAGUGAAAUUAUUAUCCAGUGAACCCAUAGAUUUCAUCAAACACGCCGCGGAAUCGAUGAAAAAACGACCCGCGCCGAAAAGGCUACCAAUAUCCGAACAUUUGUACCAACUCCACUUGUUUCUGCUAACGCCUGGGUACAUUUUAUGGAACAAACUGGUGAAUAAAUCGAGAAAAAAAGCGUUCAAGUCGCCUGCUGUAUCGAGAAAACGGGCAUUCUAUACGGGCAGCGACUUGGACGGGUCGCUCGUACAAACCGUAAAACGGAUCAAGGGAAAAGUGGGCGAUUCCGCUUUUCUGGAAAUCAUGCUAACGGCCGUAUCCAAAAGCCUUAACAAUUACUUCGAUAAAACAAAUCAACGGGCACCCGAUAAGAUAUUGCAAUUAGUACCGUUCAUGGCGACCAUGCCAAGCAGCGCCGAAGACUCGAAAUUGCUGAAUACAUUCUCUCUGCUGCAUUUUCCUCUACCGGUAGCGCUAAAAUCGGAUUCGUUCGUUUCCAGAUUGAAUAAGGUUAAGGAAUACUCGAGGUAUUCGAGAAAUUUAAUCGACAUUCAGGCACGACAAUUCUUUUGGAAUUACCUGAACCAAAUAUUGCCCGUUCAUCUGUAUUUCUUGUUGGAAAAUUUCGACAAUACGAUUAUAAUCGUUAGUAACAUUCCCGGUUGUCCGAAAUUGAGCAUCUGGGAUAACGAAGUCGAUCACGUUUAUUUCGUCCCGCCUCAAUUAAACACGGGUAUCGUUUAUACGUUUUUUACGUACGACGAUAAGUUGCAAAUUUGCGUGGGAUUCGACGAGAAUGUGUUGAAAUUCGUAGAGCACUCGAGCAAAAUUGCUCAGGACGUUUUCGGGGCUAUCAAAGAUUUCGAUGAAGAAGUUAAUGGAGAAAAGAUGAAGAUAUUGGGGCUGAAUGUUUCUUGA
Phyllotreta striolata is the source of this 1347-nucleotide messenger RNA. The record is from the annotation of a GenBank genome assembly. Lineage: Eukaryota; Metazoa; Arthropoda; Insecta; Coleoptera; Chrysomelidae.